CUUCUAUUCCUUCAUUUGCACAACUCUUUUUUCUCAUUUCCGAUCAAUUUCUUCUUCUUCUUCUUCUUCUUCAAAAGUAGAACUAAGUCUUCAAGAGAAAAGGGGCAAAAAAAGAUGGGUAUUAUGCCAAGAAACAGAGGUGGGGAAGGAGGAAUAGUAGCUGUUGAUAUGUUAAGCGAAAGAGCAACAAUGAUGAGAGAAUCAGUACAGAAAAGUCAGUCAAUUACAGAUAACAUGGUUUCUAUCUUGGGUUCUUUUGAUCAUCGUCUUUCUGCUCUUGAAACUGCUAUGCGUCCCACUCAGAUUAGGACUCAUGCUAUCGGAAGGCUCAUGAGAACAUCGAUAGGACUUUGAAGGCCGCGGAUGUUAUACUGUCCCAAUUUGAUCUUUCUCGUUGGGUUUGUUUUAACUUCUGAUAUGCGUCAUUGAUUUAUGCAACUCUGGUAGAAAA
Molecule: messenger RNA, 451 nt
Organism: Solanum stenotomum
Lineage: Eukaryota; Viridiplantae; Streptophyta; Magnoliopsida; Solanales; Solanaceae
Product: exocyst complex component EXO70A1-like
Exons: 2
Coding region: 115-354 (79 amino acids)
Source: RefSeq, a predicted model, not a curated record